Molecule: messenger RNA, 903 nt
Organism: Talaromyces rugulosus
Lineage: Eukaryota; Fungi; Ascomycota; Eurotiomycetes; Eurotiales; Trichocomaceae
Exons: 3
Coding region: 1-903 (300 amino acids)
Biological process (GO): 'de novo' IMP biosynthetic process
Cellular component (GO): cytoplasm
Molecular function (GO): phosphoribosylaminoimidazolesuccinocarboxamide synthase activity
Source: RefSeq, a predicted model, not a curated record
AUGGCUCAGGCAGUCACCCAAACCGACCUGAAGGGCGCCUUGCCCCUGGUGGCCCGCGGCAAAGUGCGCGAUCUGUACGAGAUUGACGAGCAAACGCUGCUCUUCGUUGCGACUGAUCGCAUCUCCGCCUACGACGUGAUCAUGGAGAAUGGCAUCCCAGACAAGGGCAAACUCCUCACGCUCUGCACAAAAACCUGGUUCGGCAUCCUCCAAGGCGCACUCCCAAAUCUCCGCACACAUUUCAUCACGCUGGAUCUCCCCGCGCAAAUCCCCGAGUCCCAGCGCGCUCUUUUACAGGAUCGCAGCAUGCAGGUGCGCAAGUACAAGAUCUUCCCACUCGAGGCGAUUGUGCGUGGAUACAUUACGGGCUCGGCCUGGGCCGAAUACAAACGGUCUGGCACGGUGCACGGCAUCAAGGUUGCGCCCAAUCUGCAGGAGAGCCAGGCCUUUCCCGAUGGACCGAUAUACACGCCGAGUACAAAGGCUGAGCAGGGCGAGCAUGACGAGAACAUUCAUCCUGACCAAGCCGCCAAAAUCGUCGGCAAACACUACGCCGACCGCAUCGCCAAACUCGCCAUAUCCCUCUACGAAGCCGCACACGCAUACGCCUACGAGCGCGGCCUCAUCAUCGCCGACACAAAAUUCGAGUUUGGUCUGGACGAGGCCACCGACGAGAUUGUGCUUGUCGACGAAGUGCUCACCCCGGACUCGUCACGUUUCUGGCUAAAGGAAAAAUACGUUUUGGGCCAGGGCCAGGACAGCUUUGAUAAGCAGUAUCUGCGCGAUUGGCUCACGAGGAGCGGACUCAAGGGGAAACCUGGGGUCAGGAUGGACGACGAAGUGGCGCAGAAGACGGCCGAGAAGUAUAGGGAGGCGUGGCAGAUGAUUACGGGGGGUGUCUAA